AUGGCUUCCACCAGCAGAACCAGGGCGGCCAGCAGCCGCAGCAACAGUAUCAGGCCUACUACCCAGGCGCCCCUCAGCAGCCGCCGAACCCUUCUUAUACUCAGCAAGGAUUCCAGCAGACUGCUGGCUUACCAACCCCCUCCCUACCAGCAACAGCCAUCAGGCCACGGCGCGCCGCAGCAGCCGGCCCAGAACCCCUACGGCAGCCCACCGCCUCUUGCCGGUGAUGGUCAGGAUCGCGGCGUGGCGGGCGGUCUGCUUGGCGCCGGAGCGGCGGGUCUCGCUGCGCAUGCGAUGGGCGGAGGGGGCCUGGCCACGGUCGCCGCAGGCGUAGUUGGAGCUGCGGGCGGUCAUCUGGUGGAGGAGAAGCUGUCAGGUGGCAAGGUCAAGAAGGACAAAAAGGACAAAAAAUACAAGAAGGAUAAGAAAGAGAAGAAGGAUAAGAAGGACAAGGUGAAGAAGGUCAAGGACAAGCACAAGCGCAAGGGAAGUGGGAGCUCAAGCUCGAGCAGCUCGAGCAGCAGUGACUCGGAUUAG
Molecule: messenger RNA, 537 nt
Organism: Pyricularia pennisetigena
Lineage: Eukaryota; Fungi; Ascomycota; Sordariomycetes; Magnaporthales; Pyriculariaceae
Exons: 2
Coding region: 1-537 (178 amino acids)
Source: RefSeq, a predicted model, not a curated record